Molecule: messenger RNA, 426 nt
Organism: Laccaria bicolor S238N-H82
Lineage: Eukaryota; Fungi; Basidiomycota; Agaricomycetes; Agaricales; Hydnangiaceae
Exons: 7
Coding region: 1-426 (141 amino acids)
Cellular component (GO): membrane
Source: RefSeq, a predicted model, not a curated record
AUGUGGCUGCUGGCCUACAUCCCUGGUUUCGCCAAGUCCCUUACCAUUGGUCGUCACUUUGCUUUCAACAACGUUGCACCUCGACAAAAUAUGGACCGUCUUGCGCGCAAGGACAUCAAGCCGGAGCUACUGGCAAAAUUGAAGCGGAUGGAAGGAGCUCAUGCUAACGGAUUGGAGAACUUCCCUGUCUGGGCUGCAGCGGUCGUGGUAGCGAACUUAGCAGGCGUGGACCCACGGACUUUGAACGUCGCUUCUGGGCUGUACAUCUUCUUACGAGCGAUCUAUAACUACAUUUAUAUUACACAGAAAUCGGAGGGUCAAGCAGGAAUUCGGAGUCUCGUCUGGACAUUCUCUACAGCGAUUCCGUUGUUCUUGAUGAUCAAAGGCGCCAUGCUCGUCCAAGAGAGGGGCAAUUCUGUGGUGUAG